UCUCUUCCCUUUUUCGCUCUCCCUAUCUCUCUCUCUGCAGAGCUUGAAAAAAGGUGACGGCCAAAUUGGCGUUCUGAUCUGCAGCGAAGAAGCCGAAGAAACGCGAAGCUUUCCCACAUUGAUUUUCUCAAGUUGAUCGAAACCCUAGAACGAAGAUACAGGAGAAAAGGAAGAGGAAGAAGAAGUUUUUGUCUCUCGAGCAUUUUGGUUCGCGAUGGGGUUGUGGGAAGCUUUUCUCAAUUGGCUUCGAAGUCUCUUUUUCAAGCAAGAGAUGGAAUUAUCUCUGAUUGGGCUUCAGAAUGCUGGCAAAACGUCGCUUGUAAAUGUUAUUGCAACGGGUGGAUACAGUGAAGACAUGAUCCCAACGGUAGGAUUUAAUAUGAAGAAGGUGACUAAAGGCAAUGUAACAAUAAAGCUUUGGGAUCUUGGAGGCCAACCAAGGUUCCGUAGUAUGUGGGAAAGAUAUUGCCGUGCAGUUUCUGCAAUUGUUUAUGUUGUGGAUGCUGCUGAUUAUGAGAACUUGUCUGUCUCAAAAAGUGAAUUGCAUGACUUGUUGAGUAAGCCUUCACUGAAUGGAAUCCCCUUGCUGGUAUUGGGUAACAAGAUUGACAAACAAGGAGCUCUGUCUAAGCAGGAUCUCACAGAACGAAUGGGACUGAAGUCUAUAACUGAUAGAGAAGUCUGUUGCUUUAUGAUAUCGUGCAAGAACUCCACCAAUAUUGACACUGUCAUUGACUGGCUCAUAAAGCAUUCGAAGUCGAAAAACUAAGCUGCGGUGUCUGCAAUAUCAGGUUCCAACGUCUAAUUGUAAGAGGCAUAUUUCUAGUUGUGCAAAUAUGUCAGUUGCCCAUCUGAGCUUUGCUGAUAUCCAACUUCCAUGUCCUGUUUUGUGUUUAUACCUUGGCAGCACGUACCUAUGUACAUUGGUUUAGAUUUGUAUUUGAGGGUUGUGAUUAUUGUCUUGUUGUUGGGAGGGAAAAAGGGGGGGGACUCAGAAACAGAGGUUGGUUUUGAUUGUUGCUAUAACUUCGAUUUGACGAUGUGAUUUAAACAUUUUUCCCAUUGUAUGAUUCUAUCUAUCACUUGAACCAGUUUUU
Cucurbita moschata (crookneck pumpkin) is the source of this 1097-nucleotide messenger RNA. RefSeq names its product ADP-ribosylation factor-like protein 8a. Bases 215 to 769 code for a protein of 184 amino acids. The transcript is spliced from 6 exons. Gene Ontology annotation, molecular function: GTPase activity; GTP binding. The record is from RefSeq and is a predicted model, not a curated record. Gene Ontology annotation, biological process: protein transport. Lineage: Eukaryota; Viridiplantae; Streptophyta; Magnoliopsida; Cucurbitales; Cucurbitaceae.